AUGGCAUACGACUACUACAGGAACUCAAGGCCGGGCUGGGGUACAUCUCAGUUUCAGUUUGGGCCUCCCCCGGCUCCCAUGUUCCAACCGCAGCCUUCGUGGAGUGGCUUGGAUUUCUACAGCGCACACGCGAUCAACCCCGAUCCGAUGUUCUACAACUCGAUAAUGUCUCGCGCAUCCACUUUCGGAUCCUAUGGACUGACGCGCGACGACGCGCGCUAUUGGCACAGACGAAUCUACAGCGGCCUGACGCCUCUCGCGCAGGUGCUUCCGACCGACAUCGGCGCGGCAGCCGCCUACGAAGCAUACCGCACAUGGAAGAACAACUCGUUCCUGUACGAGCCGCUGAGCGCAGACCGCGUGCAACAACGCGAUGGUCUCAUUGGCAUGGCUAUCGCAGAAGCGACCCGCCUAUGGCAGUAUUCAGGUCGCCCAGCAGACACGUACGGGCUGCGUGCGGCGGCCGAAGCUGCUGCCUCGGUCGCGUCCGUCCUUGCUGAUCGCUGGAUAGGAACCAUGGGCGCAGGGGGUGGCAUGGGAGGCAUGGGAGGCGCCGUGCCUUCCUACGCCUCAAGCGGAGGCUCGUACGGAUACCGCGGGCGACGCAGCUCAAUCAGCACACCAUUAGGCGGGCCCAUGGGAGGCUCUCCCUUCAUGGGUGGUGGGUCGCCCUACCUCGGUCCCGGAAUGGGCGCAGGCGCGUACUCCCCUGUGCCUGGUGCGGCCGGAGGCAUUGGCGGGCCACCUCUUGGCGCGGCGGGUAUGCCGCCUGGCAUACCACGCUCGAUAUCCCCGAUGCCGGGCGCGGGUCUCGGUGCUGGUCCGGGAAUGGGGAUGGGGAUGGGUGGUGCUCCUGGGAUUGGUGGUGCGUAUGCCGCUGGCAUGGGUCUGGGAGGUGCGGGCGGAGGUAUGGGCCUUGGAGGAGCAGGAGCGGGAAUGGGCGCGGCAAUGGGGGCGUAUGGGGACGCUGCGAACGUGAACCUCCAGAGCGUGCCACCAGGCUCAACGAUCAUCGUCAAGCAUGGUAGGCGAAGGAGACACUCGGACGCUAGCGGUCGUCGUCGCUCCCCGAGUAUAGACGUCAUUCACACCGGUGGGGCAGGUGCUGGCGGCGCGUACGGAGGCAUGGGUGGUUAUGGAGGUGGUUACGGAGCGGGGUACGGAGGAGGGUAUGGCGGCGGCGGAGGGUACGGCGGAGGAGGAUACGGCGGAGGAGGAUACGGAGGGGGUUAUGGUGCCGAACCAGGUGGCCCAGGCAUGUGCAUGGGCGCAGGUAUGGGCGGCGGUGCUGGAAUGGCUGCUGGUGCGCCGUACGGCGCCCCAGGCAUGUAUAGUCGGCCAGGGUAUGGCGGCGGGGCAUACUGACAACGCUUCUGACGAUUGA
Messenger RNA from Dichomitus squalens LYAD-421 SS1, 1384 nucleotides. RefSeq lists its product as uncharacterized. The coding region runs from base 1 to 1365 and encodes 454 amino acids. NCBI's taxonomy places the organism in Eukaryota, Fungi, Basidiomycota, Agaricomycetes, Polyporales, Polyporaceae. The transcript is spliced from 7 exons. The record is from RefSeq and is a predicted model, not a curated record.